AUGAGAAAAUGUUCAAACCAUGGAAUCACACUAGGAAACCAAGUGCUGUACUUCUACACUGGACUUACGCCACUGUCAAAAUCUCAAGUUGAUGCCUCUUCUGGUGGAUUAAUCAUUGGGAAAUCAGGGCAACAAACCAUGGACCUAUUUGAGUUAAUUUCCACCAUACAUUUAAUGUUCUCUUCAGAAAGAGUGGUACCACCAAAGGCAGCAGGAAUUUCAACAUGUGAGAAUUGUGGGAGAAAUCACGCUACAGAGAGUUGCAUUUCUCCAGAGGAACAAGUAAACUUUAUUCAAAAUAGCUCCUGUAAUUUCAACUCAUGUGGGAACAAUUUCCAACAAGAAAGAAGACCAAGUUUGGGGGAGAUGUUUCAACAAUAUUUGCAGAAGGUGGAUAAGAUGUUCCAGCAAAUUGACACGAACUUUCAAAAUCAGCAGGCAUCUAUCAAGAAACUAGAGACACAAAUUGGUCAGAUUGCUCAACAACUUGCAGAACGUCCACAAGGGACUUUGCCAAGCAAUACAAUGAUAAAUCCUAAGGAACAAGUGAUGACAAUUAAAAUAGUGGAUAACGAUCUACUGAGGGUCCCCGUGAAAGUUACAGCAUAUGUACCUCCACUUUCGUUUCCCCAAAGACUUCGAAAGAAGUUGAUGGAGAAAAAUAUUCAUGUCAUAAAUACAAAGAGCGAGGUACAAUCGCCAGAGAUCACUACAGAGAGACCCAAAAGAAAAGAUGACCAGGAAGUGAUUGAUGAAGCUACAAGGCUCAAGAAAAACAAACAAGACACAAAUUAUGAAAAAUUCCUUAAUGUUCUCAAGAAGCUUCAGAUCAAUGUUCCAUUCAUUGAUGUGAUACUACAAAUUUCAAGCUAUACAAAGUUUUUGAAAGAGAUGUUGACAAAGAAAAGAAAGCUUCCGAAAUUUGAAACUGUGACAUUAACUGAAGAAAGUAGUGCAAGAGUCUAG
This is a messenger RNA of Olea europaea var. sylvestris, 966 nucleotides long. RefSeq lists its product as uncharacterized. The coding region runs from base 1 to 966 and encodes 321 amino acids. NCBI's taxonomy places the organism in Eukaryota, Viridiplantae, Streptophyta, Magnoliopsida, Lamiales, Oleaceae. The transcript has 3 exons. The record is from RefSeq and is a predicted model, not a curated record.